UUCAUAUGUACACAGUACAUUCUGUACAUACAGUAGGCUUAUCUUAUUUCAGCUGUUAUUAUUAACAACCGUGACUCGCGUUCAUUAGUGCUUCCACGAGCAAUAGCCGCCUGUGGUUGACCCAUUUAAUUAUCGUUUUGUUUGGAACUUUGGACUGUUUGCUGUGAACCAAUGAGUGACACUGGGAGUGGAGCUCCUUCAGCACCAGCGCGUGCCAAACGCAGCACACCACCAGUGUCUGCACCACCGUCUUCCGUAUCCAGCAAUCCUGGCUACCAAAUGAAACCCGAUUAUCCUCCGAAUCCCUUUGCAUCCCGCAAUCAACCUCCACCUGUCCGUCGACCGAGCGACGAUUCUGUAUCCUCGCUGACGGCAUUCCAGAGCGGCAGUAGUCUUGCUGAGGUUGGCACCUACAAGACGGAGAGCGUGCAUACGCUGGCUAGUCGCUUCGACAAGGAAUCCCUCACUUCGGGAGGGACGCCUGGAACAGCGCGCAGUACAGCGUCUGCUCCUUCGACCAAGAGUUCGUCUUCCAGCUCGCUGUCGGCCAGCGGGGAGGGAUUGAUGAUGAUGGCCCGCGAUCCGAGAAUCAGUUUUAACGAUUUCACCAACAGCUUGCCGUUAGUGGAGGGCGAAGCAAAAGUGGACAGCUUGUACUGUCCGCAUGUGCAGUACAGUGAUCCGUAUUCAGAGACGACAAAAUCGGGCAAGCUCACCGUGACGAAUUUCCGAGUGUUCUUCGAAGCCAGCCCGGAUACCAGUGCUUCUUUUGAGAUUCCUUUAUCGAAUAUCCAAGUUAUCGAAAAGCUUAGCAGCGGCUCUGGAAAUCGAGGAGAUAAUUCUUUGAAGCUGCGGAUUUUAUGCAAAGAUUUGCGAAAGAUUGUCUUAAGUUUGCCCAAAGGAUCGGAAAAGGCUUCGUUGAAAAAUUUUGUGGAUGAUCUGAAAAAAUACGCUUUUCCAGUAACUUACAAGGGGCAGCUGUUUGCAUUCAGCUACAAAAGGGAUUAUAAAAAGGAACACGAUGGAUGGGUACUGUACGAUGCUAGAGCGGAAUAUAAACGCCAAGGCGUACCCAAUGACAUGUGGCGGAUUCCCGACAUCAACCUAAAAUACGGAUUAUGCGAAACUUAUCCCGCGGUAAUUGCUGUUCCGAAGGAAGCAUCAAAUGAGCUGCUACAUAGUGUCGCAGCAUUUCGCAGUCGAUCUAGGAUACCCGUUCUGUCGUGGAUCCAUCCGGUGAGCCAUGCCACGAUCACACGCUGCAGCCAGCCGAUGGUUGGACUGAAUGGUCGCCGGAGUAAGGACGAUGAAUAUUAUGUGCGCCUGAUUCAUGAGGCGAAUCCGGUGUGUCCACAUCUGUGCAUUAUGGAUGCACGUCCUCUUGCGAAUGCAGUUGCUAAUAAGGCGAAAGGUGGAGGUUAUGAAACAGAAGAAAAUUAUCCGCACACGGAGGUGCUCUUUUUGGACAUACACAAUAUCCAUGUCAUGCGAGAGAGUCUCCGUAAAGUGAGAGAAAUGUGCACGCCGAAGAUCGAGGAUCCUAACCAUUUCUUAUCGAACUUGGAUGAGAGUCAUUGGUUACACCAUAUCAAGACUGUGCUUGCCGGUGCUCUCAGAAUUGUGGAUAAAAUUGAGAAUUAUAAGUGUUCCGUUCUGGUGCACUGCAGCGAUGGAUGGGACCGUACGGCGCAGUUAACUGCUUUAGCGAUGAUUAUGUUGGAUCCUUACUAUCGUACCAUUCUCGGAUUUGAAGUUCUGAUAGAGAAAGAGUGGGUCAGUUUUGGCCAUAAGUUUGCCCACCGAAUUGGGCAUGGCGAAGAAAAAGCGGAUUCCGAUCGAUCGCCGGUAUUUCUGCAGUUCAUUGACUGCGUAUGGCAGCUAACACAGCAGUACCCAAAUUCCUUUGAAUUCAGUGAAAGGCUUCUGAUUGCCAUUCUGGAUAAUCUUUUUAACUGUCGAUAUGGAACAUUCCUUUGCAAUUUUGAAAAGGAGAUACAUGAAAAGGGAUUACGCACAAAAACAAAAUCCCUUUGGUCGUUCAUUAACUCUAAUUUGAACGAUUACCGAAAUCCGUUCUAUCUUUCCGAUUCAGAAGAAUCGACGAAAGCUAAUGUGUUAUACCCGCUAACCACACUUCGUUACCUACAACUUUGGCUUCGCUAUUAUGCUCGGUGGGAUCCUUCUACAAGACUCCAGGAACCGAUGGAAGAACGUUAUCAUCAACUGUUAUAUGCCCUAGAUAAGCUGACCGAGCUAAGAGAUAAUUUAAAGAAAGAAGCAGCCUCAAAAAAAUCUAGGAUGGCUUUUAAUCAAGGUACCUCGCCUUCCCAUGUAAACCAUGUUUAAAGGGCACUGGUCAUUUGCUGGGUAGUUGCUGAUAUUAAACUUUUGGUUUUCGAACGUAGAAUGUAUAUACGUUUUGCUGUUAUUUUGUAUUUAGUGGAAUUUACUUUGUUCUGUCUGAAUAUUUGCCUUAGCGUAAAUUAACAAGACACUUCUGUACUUGCUUUGCACCACUGCUGUAACUGGGACUGAUGCAUUCGUUCAAGAUGACGUCUAGUGAUGAUCCACGAAGAAAAUACUGAAAAAUAAAUUCUGUUUGUUAUUUAUUUUUAACCACCUAAUGUUAUUGAGGACAUCGUCAUAUCGCUG
Molecule: messenger RNA, 2652 nt
Organism: Paramacrobiotus metropolitanus
Lineage: Eukaryota; Metazoa; Tardigrada; Eutardigrada; Parachela; Macrobiotidae
Product: myotubularin-related protein 2-like
Exons: 5
Coding region: 172-2346 (724 amino acids)
Biological process (GO): dephosphorylation
Molecular function (GO): phosphatidylinositol-3,5-bisphosphate 3-phosphatase activity
Source: RefSeq, a predicted model, not a curated record